Cadophora gregata is the source of this 1068-nucleotide messenger RNA. RefSeq names its product cytosolic factor, phosphatidylinositol/phosphatidylcholine transfer protein (gene SEC14). Bases 1 to 1068 code for a protein of 355 amino acids. The record is from RefSeq and is a predicted model, not a curated record. NCBI's taxonomy places the organism in Eukaryota, Fungi, Ascomycota, Leotiomycetes, Helotiales, Ploettnerulaceae. The transcript has 4 exons.
AUGGCCGAAGAUAAGGGAACCCUCAAGCUUGAUCCCAAGCACGAUCAGUUCGACUACCCAAUUGUAUCUGCCAACACUCAGAGCGGUCACCCAGGCCACACAACACCCGAGCAGGAAGCCCAAGUCUACCAGUUGCGCAUGAAGUUGGAGGCAGCUGGCUACACCGACCGAUUAGACUCUCUGACUCUUCUCCGAUUUCUACGAGCCCGUAAGUUCGAUGUCGCGCUCUCCGAGAAGAUGUUCGUCGACUGCGAGAACUGGCGCAAGGAAAUCGACCUCGACGAUCUGACCCGAAACUUCAAGUACGAGGAGAAGCCCCAAGUUUCUGCGUACUACCCCCAAUACUACCACAAGACAGAUAAAGAUGGUCGACCUGUAUACAUUGAGCAGAUGGGCAACAUUGACCUAAACGCCAUGUACAAGAUCACAACAGCCGAGCGCAUGCUGAACAAUCUCGCUGUCGAGUACGAGAAGCUCGCCGAUCCCCGUUUACCAGCAUGCUCCCGCAAAACUGGACACCUACUGGAGACCUGCUGCUCAGUAAUGGAUCUCAAAGGCGUUGGAAUUACAAAGGUCCCCUCCGUCUACUCCUACGUCAAGCAAGCCUCCGCCAUCUCACAAAACUACUACCCUGAGCGAUUGGGGCGCCUGUACCUUAUCAACGCCCCAUGGGGCUUCAGCAGCGUCUUCAAUAUCAUGAAGGGCUGGUUGGACCCUGUCACCGUCGAGAAGAUCCAUGUCCUUGGAGGUGGUUACCAGAAGGAGCUUUUGGCUCAGAUUCCUGCUGAGAACCUUCCCAAGAUCCUUGGUGGGUCUUGCGAAUGUCCUGGCGGUUGCUCGCUCAGUGAUGAGGGGCCAUGGACCGAUGCUCAAUGGGCUAAGCCACCAAAGUGGGCUAAGGCUCCUGAGGAGAAGGCCGCUGCUCCUGCUCCUGUCAUUGACAACACUGCUACCAACCCACCUACCAUCCCCGAUGCAGGUGCUGCACCACCUGUUGCCGCUGCCCCGGCACCGGCCGCUCAACAGCCUGUUCAGGAUGAGAUCAAGGCUGCGCCUGCACCACAGUAG